AGAGAAAAGAAAUGAUGGAGGAGUGGCAUUAAUCCUCCAUUAAUGGCCUGCUCCUGCUUUCACUUAGCUUUCCUCCUCGUCGUCGUUGUCCUCCUGCCUGCCUGCUGCUGCUCCUCCUGAGCUACGCUCCUCUCGCCUCGUCCCUCCCUCCACUCUGCUGCUGCCAUUACUGCUGCAGCCUCUGCCGACUGCUGCUCCCACUGUCCACUGCAAUUAAUUAGAUCUGCAUCUACACUGCGCAGGCACUAACUCCAUUCACCUCCUCCUCCAUUAACGAAGCCCUGUCCUAUCAUCUCUCUCGUUCAUCUCGGAUCUUAUGUCAUUUCUCGAACUCCUGCUCCUGCUCCGAUCGGGUCCCGCAUUCCUCCGAAUCCGGACUCGAUCCCAGCUGGUACAGCUAUCCUCCACCGAUCCGCGGUGAAUGCUGGCAUAGAGGAUGAACCCACUGUGCUGCAUUGCUCCUGUCUCGAUCGACCGCGAGAGGAGCCAGGUCGCCGUCGAUCCGGCAGUCAGGACGGUCAACUCCAGCUCGAAGCUCAGCUACGGAGCUCAGGUUCCGUCGGUGGGGGCCGACCUCGAUAGGCCCGCGGCGGCUGCUCGGAGCGAGGAAGCAGCCGGAGAGGGCGGCAGGGACUCCAAGGUUUUUGGCGGGAGCGGCGGCAGUCUGGGAGGGAUUCUGUACAAGUGGGUGAAUUACGGGAAGGGAUGGCGCGCGAGGUGGUUCGUGCUCGAAGACGGGGUGCUGUCCUACUACAAAGUUCACGGGCCGGACAAGAUCGUGAUGAGCCCCGCGGCGGAGAAGAGCGUCAGGGUCAUCGGAGAGGAGUCGCUCAAGUUCGUGAGGAAGGCGAGCUGGAGGAUCAAUGGCAGGAAGCAGUGCAGGCCAUUCGGUGAAGUUCACUUAAAGGUUUCAUCCAUUCGUGCUAGUAGGUCAGAUGAUAAAAGGCUGUCGAUAUUCACUGGCACAAAAACUCUCCACCUGCGCUGCGUAUCUCGAGAAGACAGAACUGCAUGGGUUGACGCGCUUCUGGCAGCGAAAGAUCAAUAUCCUAGAGUGCUGUCGAGCAAUGACUUCGCACCUUCUGAUGAUGUUAUUGUUUCAACUGAAAAGCUUCGGUCGCGGCUGCUGCAGGAUGGUGUCACUGAAGCUGUCAUUAGAGAUUGUGAGUCUCUUAUGCUUUCAGAACUUUCUGAACUGCAAAACCAAUUGAAGGUGCUUCAGCGAAAACAUGUUAUGUUGUUGGACUCACUGAGACAACUGGAGGCUGAGAAGAUAGAGCUGGAAACCACUGUAGUGGAUGAAACAAAGGAGCGCGAUUCAUUCUGUGGACAUGGAAAUAGAAGAUUUAGUGAUUUCUAUUCUGUCAUGUCCGAGGGCUCUGGAAGUGAAUCUGAGAUGGAUAAUGAAAGUCGAGAUGGAGGUGAUGUCGAAACAGAUGAAGAAGAUGGGAUGUAUUUCGACACAAAUGAUUUUUUGUCCGCAGAUGCUCUGAGAAGUGCUUCCUAUAGGUGUAGGGAAAACAUGGGCAGUGCCUGCAUAUCUGAUAGGGAUGGUUUCUUUUCUGAUCAUAUCCGUGGAAUUGACAGAGAAAUAAAGGCGGUUGAAUAUCCAUAUGUAAAGAGAAGGGACAACCUGCCCGAUCCAAAGGAGAAAGAGAAGCCUGUUGGUUUGUGGUCGAUCAUUAAGGACAAUAUCGGAAAGGAUCUGUCGGGAGUUUGUCUUCCUGUUUACUUUAAUGAACCGCUCUCCUCGUUGCAGAAGUGCUUCGAAGAUCUGGAGUACUCUCACUUGGUGGAUCGAGCUCUGGAAUGGGGAAAACAGGGAAACGAGUUGAUGAGAAUAUUAAAUGUUGCAGCUUUUGCUGUGUCCGGCUAUGCAUCAACUGAAGGGCGGCAGUGCAAACCAUUCAAUCCACUCCUUGGGGAGACUUACGAAGCCGACUACCCAGAUAAAGGACUCCGCUUUUUCUCUGAGAAAGUUAGUCACCACCCAAUGGUAGUUGCAUGUCACUGCGAAGGAAGAGGCUGGAAAUUUUGGGCGGAUUCAAAUCUCAAAGGCAAGUUUUGGGGUCGUUCUAUUCAGCUCGAUCCUGUGGGUGUCCUCACACUGCAAUUCGAGGAUGGGGAGACAUUUCAGUGGAGCAAGGUCACAACUUCUAUCUACAACAUCAUACUAGGAAAGAUCUAUUGUGAUCAUUAUGGUACAAUGCGCAUCAGAGGUAGUGGCAACUAUUCGUGCAAGCUCAAGUUCAAGGAGCAGUCUAUCAUAGACAGAAAUCCUCAUCAGGUCCAUGGAUUUGUACAAGACAAUAGAACUGGUGAAAAGGUUGCAAUGUUGGUAGGAAAGUGGGACGAGGCAAUGUACUAUGUACUGGGAGAUCCAACUACGAAGCCCAAGGGCUAUGAUCCAAUGACAGAAGCUGUAUUGUUGUGGGAGAGAGACAAGUAUGCUACAAAGACGAGAUAUAAUCUAUCUUCUUUUGCAAUAUCCUUGAAUGAAAUUACACCAGGGUUGUUGGAUAAACUGCCACCAACUGACUCAAGGCUGAGACCGGAUCAGAGGCACUUGGAAAAUGGAGAAUAUGAGCUGGCAAAUGCUGAGAAGUUGAGACUGGAACAGCUACAAAGACAAGCAAGAAAGUUGCAGGAGAGAGGUUGGCAGCCCCGAUGGUUUCAGAAGGACGAAGAUGGUUGUUAUCGUUAUACUGGCGGUUAUUGGGAAGCUAGAGAGCAAAAAAACUGGGACGGUAUUCCUGACAUAUUUGGGCAGAAUGUUGAUCCAUCUUGUUCAGUUGAAGAAUGAGCUCUCUCGUUUGGUUUGCUUUC
Messenger RNA from Punica granatum (pomegranate), 2826 nucleotides. NCBI's taxonomy places the organism in Eukaryota, Viridiplantae, Streptophyta, Magnoliopsida, Myrtales, Lythraceae. The record is from RefSeq and is a predicted model, not a curated record.